AUGUCUCAUUUAUUUCUCGGAACUGGAGGGACAAUAUUUACCUAUACAAUAUUAACAAUUUAUUUAUUUGGAGAUUUAGCUGUAUAUUCUACAAUGGUUCCCAAAUCUUUAAUGAAUAUUAUUUGUUCUACUUUAAAUUCUUCUGCCUCUUUAAAUCCAAAUUUGCCUUGCCAUAAUGGACCUGAUAAUUGGCUAAAUUUAUUUAGUAGAUUUUUUGUUUAUCGAUUUUGUAUUUUAAUUUUUGUUGGAUUUUGUUUUCCAAUGAUUUUAUUGGGAAUGACUAGAACUAAAUGGUUACAAUUAUCAACUACUUUGUCUAGAUGGACUGCAUUUAUUUUAAUGAUUGUAAUGGCCACAAAUUUACUUUUGCGUGAUGGCCCAAAAGGACAUCCUCCACCAAUUAAUUUUCAUUCUUUUGGUUCUUUAUUUGGAGUUGCUGUCUAUGCAUUUAUGUGUCACCAUUCAAUACCUGGAUUAAUUUCCCCAAUAAGGGGAAUUGAAAAUAAUUUUAAUAAAAAAUUAUUUUUAAUUUAUUCUUUAAUUUAUUUGUUUUAUUGUGCUUUGUCUUUAACUGGCUCUUUUGCUUUUGAACAUGCACAAGAUAUUUACACUAUUAAUUUUUUGCACGAACAAACAGAACAUGUCAAUUUGUGUGAUUCUCUAAUUGAUUAUUUUCUGGCUUUAUUUCCAGUUUUUGUACUUACAUCUUCGUAUAUUAUUGUAGCAAUUACUUUAUGUAACAAUAUGAAAGUUUUAUUUAAAUUAUUAAUUAAUGGAAAAUUUGGAAGAAUUUUUAUUAGAAGAAAUUUAGAUAAUCAAGAAGAGGAAAUACUUACAAAUAAUAAUAUUGAAGAUAAUGAACCUUUACUUGGUGGAAAUGAAAAUAAUUUAAAUGAGGAAGAACAAAUUAAUUUUCAUUCAUCAACUUCUACAAAUUUAUUAAAUAAUUUAAAUUCUCCUCCUCAAAUAACAAUUAAAUUAUUUUUAAGAAAAUACGGAAUUCCUUUAAUUAUUCUGUUAAUUCCUUCAUUAAUUUCGAUGGCUACAGAUAAUGUUUUAUUAUUAGCUUCAAUUACUGGUACUAUUUGA
Messenger RNA from Meloidogyne enterolobii, 1089 nucleotides. The record is from the annotation of a GenBank genome assembly. Lineage: Eukaryota; Metazoa; Nematoda; Chromadorea; Rhabditida; Meloidogynidae.